UGGUGCCACGUCCUCACAUGCGCGAGCCAGGUUCGCCUAACCUACUGGCUGACCUUUUUAUUGUUGACUUUCGACCUUCGACUUCGAGGCAGCGCAUUGUUUGUUGAUAAAGUUCCUCCGAACGCUACAUGUACUGGGUUAGUAGGGCCUACGCAAGCUUAACUGUAAAGCUGAACGGAACCCUAAUAUAAAUUUUGUUGAUACUCAAACUUCCACCGUAAUGAAGCGAGCUGUUUCGAAUCAUGGCAGUUGUGAGGCAGUUCUACAAUUCCCUUAGGUCCUUCUCAUGAUUGAAAUCGGACUACGGAGCGUCACUAAACGCACAUGACGUCACUGAUAAGAAUCCACACAAGCGGAUCGCAGUCUAUUAACUUGAACCAUGCUUGAACAAACCGACCUGCUGGCUUGCAAUUAUCUCGUCAAUAUCUCGUUUAGUUGUGGUUUUUAGCAGUAGUCAGGGGUAGCGCAACGCGUGGGCUGCAUGGACACUGUGCUUUUGAGCAUGGUUUGAACAGGAUCAGGAAAAGAGCACUGACAAGAAGCACUUCUACGCGAGUUUCAGAUUUACAGCGAGCAUGGACGACAUUGAGCUGGGCGAGGCUCAAGCUGCCGAGCCAAUUGACACCUCCCGAGACGAUGACCACGAAAGCGCUGCAGAAGAUGAGGAAAGUUGCCCUGUACGAGUGGAGGUUCCGGACUUGGAGCGACCGACAGAAAGCAAAAAGAAAAGGAGGGGAAGUGAAUUCAGUUUGAUGAAGCGGGUCAUUGUCUUGGUGGUAGCCAUCACCAUUGCAAUCACCUUCAUGGUGGUCGUAGCGGUGACCGUGUCCCGCGAUGGAGAGGUGGUGACUACCGGUACCAAGAUGACUUCAGGGAGCUUUCGGAGGGCGGCAGUCGCAGCAGAUGUUGGGAUCUGCUCUGAGAUGGGACGUGAUAUCUUAAAACAAGGCGGCGGCGCCGUUGAUGCUGCCAUAACCAGCCUACUGUGUGUCGGUGUAGUCAACCCCCAAAGCUCUGGCUUGGGAGGAGGUAUGUUCAUGCUGGUCUACCACAAGGACAUGGGCAAGGCCGAAGCUUUGAUGGCAAGGGAAAGGGCGCCGGCUGCCGCAACGGCAAACAUGACCCGGGAAACAUUUGGUGCCACAUCAAUAGCUGUGCCUGGUGAGUUGAGUGGUAUGUGGGAAGCGCACCAGCGUUACGGCCGCCUACCGUGGGGAAAACUGUUUCAGCCCGUGAUUAGUCUGGCAGAGGAGGGGUUCCCGGUCACCGCUCAUCUUGCCCGAGCACUUUCCAUCUUGAGCAGGAGAGUGGCCAAUUGGACUCUUCCCGAGCAUGCUGGGUUUUUAACAAGGUACGCAAAUGAAGACGGCACUUGGAAGGGGGUUGGUGAGACUGUGUACGCCCCCAAGUUGGCAAGGACUUUGCGCGCCAUCGCAAUGAAUGGUGUGAGCGAGCUCAUCAACGGGACGACGGCACAAAGGGUUGUUCAAGAAAUACAAGAUUAUGGGGGACUGAUCACCGCUGCCGAUCUAGCGGAUUACAAGGCGGAGUGGAGGGAGGUCAACGCAGCUCCAAUCGGCCAAGGCCGGAGCGUCCUGACCACGCCUUCACCCUCGGGUGGACCCGUCGUUCAGUUCCUGAUCAAUGUAUUAGGAAAUUACAAAAUUUCAUCAGCUGAUUUUGAGACGACUGAGCGCCAGAUUAAAACCUACCAUCGGUUUGUAGAGGCGUCCAAGUUCGCUUUUGCUUUGCGGAGCUACCUUGGUGAUGUGGAAGCGCCCGAAGUCCAAGAGGUUCUUGAUAAGAUGCGAUCAGAAGAAUAUGCCAAAACAGUUUUUGCGAAGAUACGCGAGGACGCGGUCACCUUCGCCAAUGCCUCCGGGUACGACGCACUCCUCAACACGGCGUCUCACAGCGGGGGUACCUGUCACAUAAGUGUCGUGGACGAGUCCGGAAAUGCUGUAUCUGUCACCAGUUCGGUGAAUUAUUACUUUGGCAGCAUGAUACUGUCGAACACGACGGGUCUUAUUCUAAACAAUGAAAUGGCGGACUUCGACACUCCGUCCAGCCAGCCAGCCUCGUCGGCCAACCACGUGGCGCCCGGAAAGAUACCCCUGUCGGCCAUGAGUCCGGUCAUCGUUGUGAAGGAGAACGGUGGCGCCGAGCUGGUGGUGGGCAGCGCCGGCAGUCGCGCCAUCAUCACCACCAAUGCGUUGGUGGCAUUGCGAUCUGCUUUCACCGACGCAUCACUCAAAGACAUCAUCGAUGACAAGAGAAUUCACAAUCAGCUCCAACCAAAUAAUGUGGCAGUGUACGAAAACGGGUUUCCAACUGAUGUGGUAGACGGCUUGGUCAACAUGGGUCACGUGGUGGAGAGCAGAACCCUGAUUUCCGUCGCACAGGCUAUUAAAAGAUCGGAGGAUGGAUGGACAGCGUACAGUGACCCCCGUAAAAAGGGACAAGCAGCAGGCUACUAGAGCAUCAGUGCAUGGCGUCGAUGCGAAAGCCGUUUGUAGUUAUAGUCCGGUUAGAGUAUCACCGGACAUUGCGAUGGAGAAAGAAGUGCACUGGCAAGACAAAAAAAGAAGGAAUUUAAAGAAUACGCCCUAGGAUGGGAGGCUGUUCACUGAUUGGCCAAGCUCGUCGAUAAACCUCGGGCGGCCAUCUUACUUCAUCCUAGACUUGGUAGCAAGUCGGUAUUGAGUCGGGUUUGUUAUCAACAUGCAAUCCACACGGUACACGUGUACAUGUAUUUGCGCGGAGACGCUGGCCAAAUCGUCCAAGAUCAAUCUGAAAUUGUCCUUGUGUGUUGCUUAUCUCAUGGUUAUAUUAGACCCACACCGAUGGAUUUCGACUGAAGCUCACGGACAAAAGCGGCCGUCUUACGACUUGUCAUUAAGUCUAACUGCAACCAGAACGCCAAAUCUCGAUACAUCCUUUGAGCACUUUAUUGCUACGUGGUGCAUAGAGAAUCUGGCCUCGGUGAUUUUAAGACGAAAUCGGUCUUCAACUCCUUCGAUGUACUCCAGAUUGCGUGGUAUUGGUAGCUUGUUGGAUGAAGCACGAUGGCGGCCGGUGGCUGUAACUUGCCAAAGGCUGUCCUCCCAUUCGGUGUACAGAGAUCAAUGAUGGGCGGCGGUUCGUCGACUUUUCCUCAUUUAUAUCCGUUGCCAACAAUUUGUCGAUUGUCCUAUGAUGAUUUUUAAAAUAAUGAUUUGAAAGUCUGUCUAAUGUUAGGCUCUCAUAUCGCCUGUAUUUUUAUGAGUAUUCUGUUCUGAAUCCAAUUAAUUUUAACCAUUUCAUACUGUGAAGUAGUUACUGUAUAGUUUAAUGUGUAUUAUUAAAAAUUACGCUGUUUACAAUUAAAAAACCACAACAACUUAGGCCCUAUAUUAUUUGACCGCUAUGAAUCUAAUAAAAUAGAAGGUAAUCACAAGUCAAACUUAGCCAUAAAUCUGCUGGACUGACCUUACUCUGUUAUCUUCAGCAGUCUAUCUCCAGGUUGCAAGAUGUUUACGGAAUGGAAUCCUUUGUUACUGGAUAGCCUUCAAAUCGCGGUCUUGAGCUGUGAUUUAUGCCAGUUUGUGUGUCACAGAAAAGUGCUAUGAAGAGAGUGGUAACUGGUGUUGACAAGUAAACUUUUUAUUUCGUUUUCAACAAGUUCAAUCCGAAUGUGCAUGUGGACAGUUCUCUCUUCAAUUUUGUUGCAGCGUCUGAACCUUAAAUAUUUUCUUUUAUAACUCGUUAUUAGUUAAAUACUAUACACGGUUGCAUGGACGCGUUACGUCUUUAAGUGAUUCGUUGAACUAUGGGAUACGUCCAAACUCGUGAAUUACCUAAAGCAGUUUUAUUCGAUUAGUGUUCUUCUUCUUUAAAUGUAGCUGUAUCUUUUAUUAACUCUCAAUAACUACAUUAAUCUGUUCAUUUCGUAAUCGAUUUAAUGUACGCAUUUUUCUUUAAAAGAGUGAUUUUGCCAGUUUUAGGAGCACAGUUUAAGUUCAAGUUUAUAAGAAGUCACCGUCACCACAAGUUGUGCAAAAGUGACAAUAUGUAUUGAAAGCAUUUUACAAAGACUGCAGAACGUUGUCAGAAUCGUGGAGCACUUAAGGAAAUAAGAAAAUAAAGGCGAUUUAUACAAGAAUAAGUUGUAUA
Molecule: messenger RNA, 4152 nt
Organism: Acanthaster planci (crown-of-thorns starfish)
Lineage: Eukaryota; Metazoa; Echinodermata; Asteroidea; Valvatida; Acanthasteridae
Product: glutathione hydrolase 1 proenzyme-like
Biological process (GO): glutathione catabolic process
Cellular component (GO): plasma membrane
Molecular function (GO): glutathione gamma-glutamate hydrolase
Source: RefSeq, a predicted model, not a curated record